Messenger RNA from Notodromas monacha, 1446 nucleotides. Lineage: Eukaryota; Metazoa; Arthropoda; Ostracoda; Podocopida; Cyprididae. The record is from the annotation of a GenBank genome assembly.
GUUUUUGCCAUCUUUUCGUAGGAGUUUUAUUUAGGGCAAUUUCAGGAUGAACUUGUUCGUUGGAAUUCUCGUCUUCGUUUUCACACUCGUGUCCGGGAACGAGACGAAUUCAAACUUCGCGUCAGAAGAAACGUUCCAAAUUGACGGGAAAAUUCUGCCACCUUCGGAUUCGUUUCUUCCCUUCAACAUGGAAUCCGUGGAGAUUGUGGUGAAUGGACGUAAACGAGUGAGCUUUGUGCGAAGUGACGGCACUUUUUCAGUGACUGCGAUGCCCGCGGGGUCGCAUUUGAUCGAGAUCGCGAGUCCUAAUUACUUUUUCGAGCCUGUCAAGGUGGACAUCAGUUCUAAGGGCAAGUUCAGGGCGAGGAAAGUGAAUCUCAUCCAACCGUCUCAGCUCGUACAGGUUCCGUAUCCCUUGAAGCUGAAGCCGUUGGGAGCAUCUCGGUAUUUCCAGGCUCGUGAACAGUGGAGAAUACAGGAUCUGAUUUAUUCACCCAUGGUCUUGAUGAUGGUUCUACCAUUAAUCUUCAUUGUGGUGUUGCCGAAACUCAUGAGUGAUCCUGAUGCUCGCAAGGAAAUGGAACAGAUCCAGAUGCCAAAGUACGAAAUGCCUGAUCUUUCGGAAAUGAUGACUUCUUUCUUUGCUGGAGACACCAAGAAAGCAAAGCAACCUGCUGUGAAACCAGCGCCUGUUCCGUAUCCCUUGAAGCUGAAGCCGUUGGGAGCAUCUCGGUAUUUCCAGGCUCGUGAACAGUGGAGAAUACAGGAUCUGAUUUAUUCACCCAUGGUCUUGAUGAUGGUUCUACCAUUAAUCUUCAUUGUGGUGUUGCCGAAACUCAUGAGUGAUCCUGAUGCUCGCAAGGAAAUGGAACAGAUCCAGAUGCCAAAGUACGAAAUGCCUGAUCUUUCGGAAAUGAUGACUUCUUUCUUUGCUGGAGACACCAAGAAAGCAAAGCAACCUGCUGUGAAACCAGCGCCUGAAAUGGAACAGAUCCAGAUGCCAAAGUACGAAAUGCCUGAUCUUUCGGAAAUGAUGACUUCUUUCUUUGCUGGAGACACCAAGAAAGCAAAGCAACCUGCUGUGAAACCAGCGCCUGUGCGUCGGAGACAAUAACAUUUGCCCCUGAUUAUGAUACAUUUCGAAAUUAUGAUUAACAUUAUGAAUGUUUUUCUUUUCUUUGAAAAAUGACCAUGAGCGGAUUUUGGUUUCUUCUGCAUCUAGUCAAGCAAUAUUUUUUUUUGGAAUUAUCAUGAAUUAUUGUAUCUCCGUUGGUUGGCGUCGUCGAAAGAAAAGCAUGUGUGUCCAUUACGGAUUGAUUGCGGUAUUUUUGAGCUGGUCGAGCAGAUUGUUUUGAGCCCUGGCAUUCUGAGAGAAAAAGCGGCCGAUUUGGAAAUUACGAUAUUAUGUUCCGUCUUGAACAAAUGAAAAUGAAAACGGGAAGAGAA